AGGUCAGUAUACAAUAUACAAUAUCAUAAUAUCUUAAUAAUAAAAUGAUAUACAAAUAUAUCUUUUUUCUAGGUCUUUAAUGAUAAAUGUAAAGUCUCGUAAGAAACGAAAGAAGAACGAUCAGAUUCUUCUAGAGGGCUAUAGACUAGUCAAACAUGGGACAGAAGUUGGAGUAAAACCCAAAGCUAUUUUUCUUUUUCCAGAUCAUCUGACAUUAUUUAUUUAACUUUGUACGAAGAUGUUAAAUUAUUUCAGAUUCCAUAUAAAACAAUACAAUUGUGGAGUAAUUUAGCAACUUCUCCUGGAAUUAUAGGUAGGUUUAUAUUACUAUCUAAUUAAGUGUCAUACAUGUAAUGUCAUAUAAUUACUACACGCACAUUAACUAUGCGUAAAAUUAUAUUUAUUAUGUGCAAAAUUACACAACAAGCAAAAGAAUAAUUAUGAUUUUCUUUUCACCUAAUCAUUAUGGAAGCGCUGGAUUAAGAAGAUUUAAAAAUGCAAGGACAGAAUGUAUCAGAUGGACUAGCACCGAAUCUGUGUCAUUUGCAAAAGCCAUGAGUAAAGAUGGAUGUACGGAUGAAAAACAAUGAAAAGAGAUGAUGUUUACAGCCAUAAACGAACAAAACGACUGCAACCGAGGUCAUUAUUAGAUAUCAGAUGAAUAUAUCGAUUAGUGAAAGAUUAUUUCAAACUACUCGAUGCUUUAAUGAAGUCUUCUAUUAACAAAUUAUUUAAAGAUAUAAAAUUUAUUUUUCUGCUCAGCCUUCAUUUGGACAAGGUGUCGAUAGGCACUUAUUUGGUUUAAAAAUGAUAGCUUCUAUCGAAUCAAUGUGUCUUCCAGAAUUGUAUAAGGAUGUUGCAUAUAUUAAAAGUACAUACUAUGAUUUAACAACGAGUCAAGUAAGAAAUAAACAUAGUUAUUCCGAAUAAACAUGUUUACAAUUGUGGAUACAAGUUUUGAUGUAAUUCUCUAAUCAACAGGUACCUCAUAAAACAUCGUCAUUUAUGUGUUACGGUCCGGUUGUACCAGAAGGUUACGGUUGUUGUUAUAAUCCUCGAGAGAACGAUAUUCUCUUUCGUUGCUCUCCCUUCAAAUCCAGUACAAAAGCAGACGCAACACAAUUUGCCAACACUUUAAAAGAAACUUUGUGUCGGAUGAGAAACUUAUGUAAUGUUUGAUUAUAUUGAUAUACUAUGUAAUAGUAUAAAUAUAUAAUUAUUUCAUUUGUUAACUUGGAUAGAUUAUCCAUACGCUAUAUUGUUUUCAUAAUUUAUAUUUAAACAAUAAAAUUCUCAAUUUCUAAGCAUAAUAUAAAAAAUAUUUAAUAUCUAUUUGAAUUUUUUUCUUUGGGGGAAAAAAAAAGGAGGAAUCGUCGAAAAAAAAAGGAAGCAAUGUUCCCAGCGCGAUUUAUCAAAGUGACCUCUCAUCUUUGUAUAAUUUUUUUUUUAUUUUUGAUAACAUACAAUAUAAAAUAUUACAAAAUUAACUAAGUUGUGAUGAAAAUAUAUAUAUUCUAUUAUUGUUGUCUACCCGUAAUAUUCCACAUGAUAUUGUACUUCUUAUGGUUGUGUUUAUACAAUAAUUGAUAUAAAUAAAAAUAAUCUAUACCGUACAAUGAAAAUUUUUGACUGCGUACAUAUUUGUAUACUCUCCUCUGUUCAACCGAUCGAAUUUUAAAAAUAAUUUAGCAUGUAAUUAUAUAACGUAUUACAAGCAGAAAUAUUAUCAAUUCGAAUAAAGAAAGCUUUCGUGUAUAUAAUAUUUCAAGAAAAUUGACCUAAAUAUACCCAUAAUUCCACGUAUUUUCUAAGUUCAAUAGUAAUUGUAUUUCCACCAUCUUGCUGAAUUUCUCCUUCCAUGUAUGCCUUUUAAAGGGACUUAUUACGUCAGCACAUUUUACUCAUAUAUACGCUAGUAUUUAAAGACAAACGAAAAUAACCAACAAUCAGUGGACGACAAUAAGUGAGGAAAAAAAUGAAAUGGAAAAUAUUUAGCGAGUAACAUCGAGAAGUCUUGUUCUUUUGUCCCAUGAUGUUGAAUCUUGUCCUAUGUAAUGCGGUAUAUAAUAUAUAUACAUGUAUAUAUGUUUAUAUAUGUAUAUAUAUUAUAUAUGCGUAUGUAUAUAUAUAUAUAUAUAUAUAUAUAUGUAUAUAUAUAUGCUUACACACACGCACACAUAUAUAUAUACAUAUGCACUUAAUUUUUUAUUAAUAUUAUGUUUUCAUGUAAUAUAAAAUAAUAAUAAUAAUAUUUCACUUCAUAUGUAUAUAGGUACAUGAAAAAUCGAUUGAGCAAUGCGCAGUAGAGAGAUCUGCUGGUAACUUUUUUCCCAGGUAGACCAUACCUAUGGCCCUUUGUUAGAAGUGAUCAGCACAACGCCCAACGUACAAUACUUGUCAGUCAUCUUCUCUUGUUAAGGGCGUGUACUGCAUCGUAUAGGAAAAAAAAUUUUAAGUUCUCAUUAGUUCUUAAAAACGUUAAAACGUUCAAGAAAAAGUUACAUUUCUCAAUUUCGAUAUCAUCUCAUUCAAUUAUUUUUAUUCAGUAAAAUGGGUAAAACAGCAAUAAUGAUUUUACAAGAGUUAGGAAUGAAAGAGGGCUUCUUACCAGUUUACACAUUGCUUCGUUCACAAACUGGUAAGCAAAUAAAUAUAUUUACUUUUAAAGUACAAUAUAAAGAGUUCUCAGCAAUUGGACAAGCUCUGAAUAAAAAAGAUGCGAAGCAGAAAGCAGCUCAGAAUAUGUUAAUAUUGUUGGAAGACCCAAAUGACAUUUCUAAGACAAAACCACUAUCAUCUUCAAACGACAUUUAUCCUGAUACUUCAUCAGUACCAGCUUUGCUAGAUUCAACAUUAAUGGAUGAAGACCUUAGAAAUUAUGUUGGAUCUUUACAACAAUACUGUUUAGAAAAUAAAUUAAUGCAGGCAGAGUAUCAAACUACUAAUAUAACUGGCCCAGCACACGAAAAAGUGUUUACUAUGUCCUGUACAGUAGGGUCAAUAACUGAAGAAGCAACAGGAACUAGAAAAAAGCAAGUCAAACAAAGUGUAGCAAAAAAGAUACUAGAACGUCUCACGAAUACUAAUGAUCCGUCAGUUGCAAACAAAGAUGAAUGCGGAUCUUCUAAUCCUUUUAAAGACUGUGACGAUUUGUCUGGAAUAGACAAAGAUGUUCUUAACGAGUUAAGUUUAAAAGUAGAUAAUUGUAAACUUAACGAAACCGAAUCUCAAGCGAAUAAGAAGAAAAAAUUUCUAGAUCCAAAUAUCAAGAGUUACCUAGGACCAAUACUUCCAAAGGAUGUUAUUGAAUUACAAAAUCGUCAUUUGUUAUUCAAACAGUACGUUUACAAUACUGUUUGUAAUGGUAGCGAGGAAAAAUUAAUUGAAAUAUUUAAUACUGUCAAAGGCUUUAAGAGAAGUUUUAUGGAUAUAGAGAAAUAUGACAUCGUAAGAGUAACUUCUCUGGAACAGGAGAUUUUAGUAUAUAUUGAAGAGAAAAUGAAAUUAUCCAUGGAAAAAAAGAUUAUACAUAGCAGGAAUCCAUUGCUAAAGAUAACUGCUUUUAAAAUAAGUAAUCCUCUAGAUAUAGUUCAAUUUGGAGCACAUAACAGUUCGUUGGUUGCAGGAGCAAUAGCUCUAGUUAAUAUUCUUGACACGAUUAUAAUAUACUUGGAGUAAAUAUGAAUGUCUAAUUUUUUACAGUUGUUCUUACAAUUUUACGUUAUGACAUUUACUUUUUGGUAUUAUAA
Vespula vulgaris is the source of this 3749-nucleotide messenger RNA. Its product is annotated as RISC-loading complex subunit tarbp2-like. The transcript is spliced from 2 exons. The coding region runs from base 2551 to 3678 and encodes 375 amino acids. Lineage: Eukaryota; Metazoa; Arthropoda; Insecta; Hymenoptera; Vespidae. The record is from RefSeq and is a predicted model, not a curated record.